UUGUUUUUAGGUGAAAUGGCAUGGAGCGAACUUUUGUCAAAUUUAUCAACAAAUCCCUAUUUUGGUGCUGGCUUCGGUUUGUUUGGAAUCGGCGCUGGUGCUGCAAUAUUAAGAAAAGGCCUUCAAGGGGGAAUAAUUCUGUUUCGUCGACAUAUGAUGAUAACUUUAGAAGUUCCAUGUAGAGAUAAAUCAUAUCAGUGGCUAUUAAAAUGGAUAACAAUUAAAGGAGCCCGCAAAACUCAACAUUUAAGUGUAGAAACAAACUGUAUCCAAAACGACAAUGGCCAAAUUAAAACCAGCUAUAAUUUUAUACCAAGUAUUGGAAAACACAUAUUUAAAUAUAAAGGAAAUUGGAUUCAAGUGGAGCGGACUAGAGAACAGCAAACAUUGGACAUGCACAUGGGCGUGCCUUGGGAAUCGGUGACAUUAACAGCAUUUGGAAACAAUAAACAGAUUUAUUCUGAUAUUUUAGAUGAAGCUCGCUAUUUGGCUUUACAAGCUACCGAUGUUAAAACUCUUUUUUAUACUGCUAUGGGCGCAGAAUGGAGGGCUUUUGGUCAUCCCCGACGACGUCGUCCAAUUAGCUCGGUAGUAUUAGAUCAUGGAGUUUCUGAAAAGAUUAUUGGUGAUUGCAAUGACUUUAUUCAAAGUUCUAUUUGGUAUACUCAACGGGGGAUUCCUUAUCGUCGUGGAUACUUACUUUACGGACCCCCAGGUUGCGGAAAAUCUAGUUUCAUAACUGCUUUGGCUGGAGAAUUGGAAUAUAGCGUUUGUUUAUUGAAUUUGUCUGAAAGAGGCCUUACCGAUGAUCGACUUAACCAUCUUUUGAAUGUAGCACCAGAGCAAACCAUAAUUUUACUUGAAGAUAUUGAUGCAGCAUUCGCUUCUCGGGAGUUAACUUUGCAACAAAAAUCUGCAUACGAUGGCAUUAACAGAAUAACUUUUAGUGGAUUGUUAAACUGUAAACUGGUUGGUAAACUAUCAAUUAGCAAGAAAUGUUUUUUUAUGAAACAUAAAUUAUCUUCCCCACAAACUGUUAUUAAUUGUAGUGAAGAUAUUUGGGAGAAUUGUUUAAGCAUUAAUAAAUAAUCCACUUUUCUUAAUCCGAA
Molecule: messenger RNA, 1109 nt
Organism: Drosophila obscura
Lineage: Eukaryota; Metazoa; Arthropoda; Insecta; Diptera; Drosophilidae
Product: mitochondrial chaperone BCS1-like
Exons: 2
Coding region: 16-1089 (357 amino acids)
Biological process (GO): protein insertion into mitochondrial inner membrane from matrix; mitochondrial respiratory chain complex III assembly
Cellular component (GO): mitochondrial inner membrane
Molecular function (GO): ATP hydrolysis activity; ATP binding
Source: RefSeq, a predicted model, not a curated record